Molecule: messenger RNA, 4293 nt
Organism: Spirodela intermedia
Lineage: Eukaryota; Viridiplantae; Streptophyta; Magnoliopsida; Alismatales; Araceae
Source: the annotation of a GenBank genome assembly
AUGCGGACCAUCUGCGACGUCUGCGAGAGCGCCCCCGCCAUCCUCUUCUGCGCGGCGGACGAGGCCGCCCUCUGCAAAUCCUGUGACGAUAAGGUCUCGGUUCUCUCUCUCUCUCUCUCUCUCUCUCGCCUUCCCCUUAACUAUCUCAUCUACCCCAUAAUCUUUUGAAUCGUUCUGCCGUUUCUUGUUUGGUUGCUUGCAAUGAGAUGUCCCGUCUGGGUAUGGGAUUUUACUAAUAUGCCUCGGCUUUUCAGAUUAAAUUCUGUAAAACCUCACGGUUAUUAAACGUAUUAGAAAAUUUUAUUUCGCCUGCUUACAUGUCGCAUCAUGCAGCAGAAAUGUAGGCCAAGCUGAUGAGUUUGGAUCAAGCCACUCUUUGUUUUGUAGGUGCAUAAAAUUUCUUACUUCAGAUAUAUUUUUUUAUUUUUUCAUUCAUAUCUGAAACCUGACUCCCAAAAUAUCUAGAUAUUUUUUAAUUGUGCUAGUAGAAUAUUAAAUUGAAAAAAAUCAGCAGAGUUUUUUAUGUGAGCAAAAUUGGGGACACAUUCACACCUACUUCUUAAUGAUCAAAAGAUAGUGAAAGGCAUUGGAGUGCAGAUUCAUCUGUCUUCACAUGUGAAUCAAUAAUAAAUGCAAUGCUCAUUUUAAUUCAGUAGUUGCAAACCUAAACAUAGAAUAAAAGAUGAAUUCUGAUGAAGCUGUACAUUCAUUUAAUAUCAAAAACCAACUUUGUACAUGUUUGCUUGAAAUUGGAGCAUUAACAAAGUUGUAAUUGGUUAGUUUGUGUUCAAUAGUACUCAAACUUAAGAUGCACCUACUAUGGCCUUUCUCUUUUCAUGGCACAUAAUAAUUAGGAAUUUGCACUUGGUUCUUGAACAUGUUCAUGAAAAUUAGGGAUUGGGGAUUGGGUAGAAGAGUUGUUACAAGAGAGGCCAUUGAAAUUGGCGGGUACAUGGGAAUGAUAAAUCCUAACAUACUAUUAACAAAAAAGAAGGAGAAAAUAAUUUGAUGCAUACAAAGAGAUAAUGGUAAGGUACUUGUAUUUGAGAACUUUAUUAAACAUUGAGAAAUAUUUAUCUAAAAUAAUCGAGUAUUUUAUUUUAAAAAGUUUGUUUACUCACAAGUUGGGACCAUUUGACUUAGAAGAAGAGAAAAAUUACUUUUGAAAACCAAAAAAAUGACUCACAUGUGGAAAUCAUUCUUGCUAAUUUACUAGACCCUAAGCUUAGUGCAAUUUUGUGCUUUUUGGUUUUUAUUUGAGGUCACAAUAUUUUUUGAAUAUGUUUGGUUAUGUUUUGGUGCUGUAAGAGGCUUACAAAGUCAUUAGAUUAUAGGAAAGAUAAAAAAUGUGACAAUAAAGGGGAGAGAUGUGCCUUUAUUAAACUCUUCUAUUGAUCACAACAACACAUCUAUGACUAAUAUUAUUGGUUGACCUACAUUGCUUGGCAUUGAUGUGAGGAGAGGCAUCAAUCAAGUUAGAAUGGGGAGAGAGGUGUUUAGACACAAAGGUCAUGGGUUAAUGGUUUGAAGAAUAUACUAUCAAUUAGUUUAUUUUAUUUUAAACUCUUAUUAAAAAAUAAUUCAAUAUUUCUUUUCAAUUUUAUGAUAAUACUCAUACAUACAUCCUAAGGUAUGAAACAAUACCCUUCAUUUAAUUUAAUGUAUACAUUUAGUGGCAUUAUUGUACGUAUUUGUGUUUGUGUCCUGUUAUAUACUAAUUUCAUAUUAGUGUGACAAUUUUUUUCUAAUGAUAAUGGUGGGUUAGGAUAUGUCACCCAAUUUCACAUCAUAGCACAGAUUUAUGAUAGUAUGUCUCAACUCACAUCCUUGUCAUUUAGUUAAAAACUUGGGUUUUAUCAAAAGAGGAAAAACCCAAGUAUUGUGUGACAUAGCACCCAUUUUUCUCAAAAUAUAUCAAGUUCAACUCCCGAGGUUUGAUUUGAUCUUGUGGUAGCUUAUUUGUUGCAUUUAUUGUGGCAUGCUAUCGAUUGAGUCUAAAAGUUUCUUCCAUGGUUCAUAGUAUCAAAAUGCAUUCUUAUAAAUAUGGAAGGGUUGGAUAACAAUUAUGCUUGAGUCCAUUGAUGUCUUAUUCUUUAUAUUUAUUUAAACUAACUAUAUUGACUUUGUCUUUCUAUCUUUGUCUCUUUUCUAUCAAUUUUUCCUACUCUAUUUUAGCUUACUCUAAAAUUUUAAUUUCUAAAGUUUCCAUUUCUCUCAUUCUUGACACUUAUCUAGUUUCAUUGAGGGAUCAUUAAUUUGGAUUAUUUACUUGGUUCACAAACCAUUUGACAUCAUUGGGAAGGUAAUGCUAUUAGCAUAUCAUUUAUCAAAGUAUAUUAAAACCUAUUCUAUGUUGAUAUAGGGUGCCUAGAAGUUAGUGGACUCGAUAUGAUUAUUAUUUAGCUCUUUUUUAUGCUCAUAUCAUUUUAGUAAAACCUCUAGCAUUUUGUGUACAUGCACUAUUUUUUAUUGAGGAAAUAGAUAUUGAGAUAAUAAGAAGAGAUGUAAGUGAUUGUGCUAGUAUUUUGUGUAUGUGUGUAUGUGCAUUAGUUUUUAUAUAAUAAAAAAAGGGGAAACUUUCAUUGUCAUUGGAAAACUUUCAAAUAAGUUACUAAAGUGAUUUAAAUAGAACUACCAAUGAGAAAAUUUGAAGGUUAGAGACUACUAAGAUUUCAUACUAAUGUGUGUGGAGCUAUAGUGUAGUGUAGAUGUGAGCAAGGUUGUUUAAGAUAAAACACUAUGAAAACUACUUCAAAUGGAGUGUUUAGUCAAAUAGUAUUAAUAUUUUUUCAACAUCAUCACUUUUACUUUCUUAGUUUGGGAGUGAGAAUCAAUGAAAUUUUGAAAACACAAGCACUACUUGGUUGUUUUCUUUUAUAAGAGUUUAAAGAUUUGAAUAUUAUACUAUAUUAACGAAAAACUAUUGACAAAUGUGGAAAAAAAUGUCUGUCUUUUUAAUUUAAGGCAAAAAAUUUAGGUAUUAAUCUGAAAUAUUUUCAACAUAGUGGUUAGUGAGUUACCUUGCCAAGAGAUCAGAGGUAGGAUAUGACACCUCAAUGUUAGAGUAGGUUCUCUAGUCAUUUGCUUUUUAUUUUCUACUUAUUUAUUUUUUUAUAUAAUAAAAAAUAAAUAUCUCUAUAUGUUCAUUUUGACUCAUUCUCUACUAAAAUCGUUAUGUUUUCCUUUUAGUAGUCAUAUUUCUACUAUGAUAUGGCUAUGACUAUUGUAUGAUUUGGGUGGUGAUUGCCUCAUAUGAAGUAAUAUAUCUCAACCUCAUCUACCUCUUGAUUUAAUGAAAAUCUCCUUCUUCCCAACCACCCAAGUUGAGGUUAACAUUAGAAAAUUAGGUUGACCUCAAUUCUUCUAUUUAACCUUGAUUUGGAUUCCUACACAUUAGAGGUGCUACUUUGCAACUGAAUCAAGCUUAAGUCAUAUUGAAUCUCUUUAUAAUUUUUUUCAAAAAUAAUUCAUUGUUAAUUGAAGUGAAUGCAUAUACUAUCUAUAUAAUGGGCCUUCUAAAGUCAUUGCCUCAAAUUUUGAAAUGUGAUAAUUAGCAAAAAAUAAAAUUUUCUUUGUUGAGAAAAUGUAUUAAGCACUCAAGUUGUAGUGGGUCAUUCCUCCUAAAUAUUGUCUUCAAUAGGUCAUCUUUAUGAAAAAAAUUGGGGAUUUUUUGAAACCUUUUUUUCUUCAUUCAUCAUGAUAUAAAAAUUCAUUUAUUCUUCUCCUAUAAUGCCUUGCUUAAGAUUUUUGAGGUUGCCCAAUAAUAAAAAUCUAUUUUUCAGAACAAGCUCAAAUAUAUUAACAAUAUAUAUCUCUCCCUUAAUUUUCAUUUUUGUCGAUUUUUGAAUAUUUUUUACUAAAAAACUAUCAAAUUAUGAUGAUCUAAUUUUACAUUAAUCAUAUUUUAGGUCCACAAGUGCAACAAGUUGGCUAGCCGACAUGUUCGUGUAGGGCUCGCCAUCCCUAGUGAUGUCCCCCUUUGCGACAUUUGUGAAAAUGCUCCUGGUGAUUUACAUAUCACCUAUCAAGAUAUAUUUUUUCAUCUUCAUUCAAAGGGUCUCAUUCCCCUCUUUUGGAUUGUGUGCAGCAUUCUUUUACUGUGAAAUAGAUGGAAGCUCCCUAUGCUUACAAUGUGAUACAGUAGUACAUGUUGGAGGCAAACAAACACAUAAAAGAUAUCUCCUUUUGAGGCAAAGGGUUGAGGUUUGUCCUCUAUCUACCAACUUCAUGGUUGUACCCCACAAUACUUCUAUCUUAACACCUAGUUGUAUUUGUAUAGUUUCCAAUGGAUAA